GAUGUCGUUAGUCGUUCACGUGAAGGCAGCACAUACAAGUCAGAUAACUCACAUAGGUGGUGACACGUGAAGACAGCGUGGGCAUAUACGAACGAGCGGUUCUUAUAAGCGGUUAUUGUCGUUCAUUUAAAAGAGUCGUUCAAUGGUGCGAAUCGUUCGCGAACGUUACAUCUCGAGUCUCGGGGACUGGAGGAGGAGGACACAACUCGGCGAAAGACAUCCACAUUACUAAAAAAAGCAACACGAAGUAGACAAUGUCACAGCUAGCAUUAAGUUCAUGUAGCCUGUGGGAAGGCUGACCAUUCAGUCGUGGGGCUUUUAUAGCUAUUUCCAACGCAGAGAAGCAGCGUGAAGACACCGCAGUAUUUUUAGCUCACUUCUGAAAGGAAUACAACAAAAACAUGUCGUCUCCAAGUCCUGGCAAGAGGCGGAUGGACACCGACGUGGUGAAACUCAUCGAGAGCAAGCAUGAGGUCACCAUCCUCAGUGGACUCAAUGAGUUUGUGGUCAAAUUCCAUGGGCCCCCUGGAACACCGUAUGAAGGCGGUGUGUGGAAGGUCAGAGUGGAUCUACCCGACAAAUACCCCUUCAAGUCUCCAUCAAUAGGGUUCAUGAAUAAAAUAUUUCAUCCCAACAUCGACGAAGCGUCAGGAACUGUGUGUUUGGAUGUCAUUAACCAGACUUGGACAGCUCUCUACGACCUCACCAACAUUUUUGAGUCCUUCCUCCCCCAGCUGCUCGCCUACCCCAAUCCCAUAGACCCUCUGAACGGGGACGCUGCCGCCAUGUACCUUCACCGGCCGGAGGAUUACAAACACAAGAUCAAGGAGUACAUCCAGAAGUAUGCCACAGAGGAGGCGCUAAAGGAGCAGGAGGAAGGAGGCGGAGACUCUUCCUCCGAGAGCUCCAUGUCAGACUUUUCAGAGGACGAGGCUCAGGACAUGGAGUUGUAGUGACAGGCUCCCGCGGCCCCCGCCUUCUCCUCGGACGCUCGCUUAGCGGACUGGAGCGUACAUUGAUAUUUAAAUUUAAAAGGACUAUUUUUUACAGCAAGAGUUUUAUGGCUACAUGAGCAUUUGCAUACAGGAAGCUGUCAUUGGAGGAUUCGGACUCGCUGCAGCCUCAGGCUUGUUUUGCUCACUGACAUUUUGGGAGUGAUUGCAACUUCGCAACCAUGCAGAUUCACAUUUUUUCUCCUUGCAUUGGAACUACAGGCAAACUUUGCAACACUGGCCUGAGCGCCUGAUGCUUGGCAGGAAUCAGAGGCUCCACUUAUCCCUCUGCCCACUUCCUGCUCCGCCUCCUCUCCGUUUUAGGAAAGUUUCUUGUCAUUCUCUUGAGUGUCUUGAGUGUGUAUUGUGGCAUGACACAGAUUUCAAGUUGUGAAGGUUUUUUGGGGGGGGGACACAAGGAUUUAGUAGGAUUUUGUACUGAAAAAAGCCACUCUAAUUAGUAGACAACAGUACUGGUCAAACGUUUGGAGACAUUUUUUCAUGUUAGCCAAGGAGGAAGUGUGUCCAAACCUUUGACUCGUACUGUAUUUUAUGAGUCACUGCGGAUGCUUAUUCUUUUCCGACACAAGGUUACACUCAGUUACUCAGAAAGUUGAUGUGUUUGUUCGCUACUUAGUUAAAAUCCUAGCUUGGAGGUUAGCCAGCCAGCUUAGCCAGUUUGCUGGAAAUUUAGCAGGGUAGCUAGUUACAUUCUUAGUUAGUGAGAUCAGUACUUAGUUAACAAUCUAAUUAAUUGGUAAUUAGCUAGCUUGGUAGUUUGAAAAUAAGCACGCCAGCUACUUUGUUAGUUAGCUUGCUUAUUAGUUUGACAGUUACCUAGUUCUUUUGAAAAUAAGCAUGGUAGCUUGCUAGUUUGUCAGAAAGCAAGCAAGUUACCUACAGCUUGUGCUUUGUUAGUUAGAUAACUAGUUAGCCGGAAAGCUGGCUAGUUUUACUGAGAAGAAGUAAGAUAGCUAGUAGCUACGUUGCCAGUUAGUUAGCGCGCCAGUAAGCAAGAAUGGCAACAAGUUUGAAGAUAAGCAAGCCAGGUUGUUGAAUAGCAGGAUUAUGUAAAACCCACUGAACUCAAAAUGAUAUCUUCCAUUUACCAGUAAGUACAUUUUAUUUAAUUAAGUUUGUGUUAACAGCUUGGCCAAAGCAGGGGGAGGUUCUUUACUUGGCAAUACUGUACUUGUUUAUGUAUACAUAACCCGCUAACCAUGCAAAAAAAGUGUUCUCGCGGCAGCUGUAGCGUAUUGGACUUACCCAUUAUUUAGGAGUGUCUUUUCCAAAAAUCUUUUUUCCGAGUGUUAUAUCCUUUUUGUGCAAUACAGUAUCCUACUAAAUUCUUAUGGGGGUGUGGCCUUAGAGGCAGGGGGCGGGGCUUCUCUGGGUCUUUGUUUAAUUGUUGCCUAUUGCUUGUACUGAACUAUAACAGUUGUUUGACUUGCGUAGGGAUAGAUUGUUUUUUUCUCUCUUGCAGGUGGUGAGUUAAUCAUAAUGUACUUUUUGUAUACAACGCAUAUUUUUCCCUGUAAAGAUGAGGGGAAGUAACAACAUAUUGAAUCAGAUCCUUCUUAUAUGCAAACGUGGCCAUUGUACGAUAUUACGUCGUCCAACUCAAGUGCUCUUUCUUUCAGCCAGCCAACAUUCCGGUUUUGGUCACAUCCUUUUUUUUUAAUGAUGUUGAUGGCUUGUUGCGGGACCAAAAUGUAAUGGAUCUGAAAAGAAAAGGUCGUUUUUGCCCCCACAGAAGUUAUCUUAAAAGAGUAACUUUGUCAUAGUUUUCCUCUCUUCCAUGCAUUGCUUUGUGUUUUAGUGCAGCCUGAUGCAAUAUUAUCACCAUAAAAAGUGGACUGUUUCUUCAUCUUUGGAGAAUAAAAAAAGACUAAUUCUUAUCUAAACUUGAAUGAAUGAUAUUGCUAUUGGUAUAGGUUAUUUACCUUUUGUGUGGAAAUGGAACAGGUAAGCAUUAAAGUGUAUAUGUAGUACAGCCACGUGAGAAUGGCUCUAACGCGUCGUGAUAUCCAAAUCCACAGUGACAACCACCUCUGGUCAGCCUGGCUACGUAGUCUAAUGUGUAUUUUUAAUAAUCACACACAUAUAUUUGAUACCUAUAUCAUUACUUUCCAUGUUUUUAUUUUGGUCUUUUAAGCUUCUUUGUCCAGGCUAUGAGUCAAGAUAUUCCAGAUUUUCUUUCGUUUCUUUUCUUUUCUUUUUUUUAACGGCAAAACGUCAAUAAAUGUGCUUCCCUUGUAACUUCAAGAAAGAAAUAAAGAGCAAAAAAUAGUUACAACUGCCCACUCUUGUCAGUGUCAU
Messenger RNA from Dunckerocampus dactyliophorus (ringed pipefish), 3311 nucleotides. RefSeq names its product ubiquitin-conjugating enzyme E2 H-like. NCBI's taxonomy places the organism in Eukaryota, Metazoa, Chordata, Actinopteri, Syngnathiformes, Syngnathidae. Gene Ontology annotation, biological process: ubiquitin-dependent protein catabolic process; protein polyubiquitination. The transcript has 7 exons. Gene Ontology annotation, cellular component: nucleus. Gene Ontology annotation, molecular function: ubiquitin conjugating enzyme activity. The record is from RefSeq and is a predicted model, not a curated record. Bases 402 to 953 code for a protein of 183 amino acids.